CAUUUUAGUUAUGUGUUUGACCCGUCAUUGUGAUGAUUUGAAUUAUUGGCUUUUAACAGUCACAUUACAACAGAAUACUUUCAAACGUUGUGUGCUAUGCCUGUUGCAUGUUAAAACAGUUUAGCACUACUACUCUACUAAAAAGUUGUAUAUCAAUUAUUAUUUGUACUUAAUCAUUUUAUUUUUAAAUGGCUUCAAAAAAUCAAUUAGUUACAUUUAACAAUGGUCAAAAAUAUCCAAUCGUAGGAUAUGGUACUUGGAAGUCUAAACCUGGUGAAGUUGAAAAUGGCGUUAAAGCUGCAAUAGAUGCUGGCUACAGACAUAUUGAUUGUGCCUUAGUUUAUGGAAAUGAAAAAGAAGUAGGACAUGCUUUACAGCAGAAGUUCAAAGAAGGUGUUGUUAAACGAGAAGAUCUGUACAUUACUAGCAAAUUGUGGAACACAUUUCAUCAACCUGAUUAUGUUAAAACAGCCUUGAAAAGAACUUUACAAGAUCUACAAAUCAGUUAUUUAGACCUAUACCUAAUUCAUUGGCCAAUGGCAUUUAAAGAAGGCACAUUAGAAGAUACCUUGUUUCCAAAAGAUGAAAAUGAUAAAGUGAUUGAAGGUACAACUUCAUAUGUAGAAACAUGGAAAGAAUUAGAAAAAUUAGUAGAAGAAGGUUUAUUAAAAUCCAUUGGAUUGUCAAAUUUUAAUAAGAGACAAAUUGAAGAUAUUCUGAGAAUUGCUAAAAUUAAACCUGUUACAAAUCAAGUUGAAUGCCAUCCAUACUUAAACCAAAAGAAAUUAAAAGAAUUUUGUGAAUCCCAUGGUAUAUAUUUAACAGCUUACAGUCCUCUUGGAUCUCCAGAUAGACCUUGGGCUAAACCAGAUGAUCCUUCACUUAUGGAUGAUCCAAAAAUUAUUGCAAUUGCCAACAAAUAUAAAAAAAGUCCAGCCCAAAUUCUCAUUAGGUAUCAGGUUCAAAGAGGAGUUAUAGUUAUUCCAAAAUCUGUGACUAAAAGUCGUAUUGAAUCAAACUUUGACAUUUGGGAUUUUAUGUUAGAACAAACAGAUAUGGACUUAAUUGAUACAUUUAAUUGUAAUGGUCGUGUUUGCCAUUUAAUAUGGAAAAAUAUGGCUGAAUCAAAAAUGGUGAAAUUUAAUAAUGGACAAUUAUAUCCAACUCUAGGUUUGGGCACGUGGCAGGCAUCUCGAGAUUUAGAUGAGAAUACCAAAAACUCAGUAUGCCAGGCUAUCAAGAGUGCUAUUGAUAUUGGUUAUCGUCAUUUUGAUUGUGCCUACUACUAUAAUAUUGAGAAAGAAGUUGGAAAAGCUAUAGCAGAAAAAAUUGAAGAAGGAAUUAUCAAAAGAGAUGAUAUUUUUAUUACUAGCAAGCUUUGGAACGACCAACAUAGGCCUGAAUUAGUUGAAGUUACAUUGAAGAAUACAUUAAAUGAUUUAGGUUUAAGUUAUAUAGACCUUUAUCUUAUUCAUUGGCCUUUUGCAGUUAGUGAAAAUCCUAAUGCUACUGAUAGCGAAGGUCGCUUACUUGGAUCUGAUAUUUCUUAUACAGAUACAUGGAAGGCAAUGGAACAAUGUGUAACAAAAGGAUUGGUGAAGUCUAUUGGAUUAUCAAAUUUUAAUAUUAAACAAAUAAAAGAUAUAUUGGAAAUCGCCUCUAUCAAACCAGUUGUUAAUCAGGUUGAAAGUCAUCCUUAUCUAAUACAAAGAAAACUUAAAGAAUUUUGUGACAGUCAUUGUAUAUAUUUGAUAGCUUAUGGACCAUUAGGAUCACCACAUAGAUCAUGGGCAGCUUCUGAUGAACAUGUAGUUCUCAAUGAACCUGUGGUAGCUGAAAUCGCAGCUAAUCAUAAUAAAAAGAAAGCUCAAAUAUUAAUCAAAUUUCAAAUUCAAAGAGGUCUCUUAGUUAUCCCUAAAUCAGGAAAUCCAGAAAGACAAAAACUCAACUUUGAUGUAUGGGAUUUUGAAUUAAGUAAGGAUGAAAUAGAAUUACUCGAAUCAUUAGACAGAAACAUCCGCUACUAUAAAUUCGAAACUGCAUCACAUUUAAAAGACUAUCCAUUUCAUGAUGAAGCUUGAAUAAUAACAUGUUUGAGUAUAAGUAUUACUCAAAAAUUCAAAAUAUUUGUUUUUCAGUAUGUUUUUUAUAUAUUAAUGUCUAAAUAAAUAUAUAAUCUAACAAAACUUAAUCUUAUUAAAU
This is a messenger RNA of Daktulosphaira vitifoliae (grape phylloxera), 2202 nucleotides long. RefSeq lists its product as uncharacterized. Gene Ontology annotation, molecular function: aldose reductase (NADPH) activity. The transcript has 12 exons. Gene Ontology annotation, cellular component: cytosol. Lineage: Eukaryota; Metazoa; Arthropoda; Insecta; Hemiptera; Phylloxeridae. Bases 189 to 2081 code for a protein of 630 amino acids. The record is from RefSeq and is a predicted model, not a curated record.